Messenger RNA from Desarmillaria tabescens, 1838 nucleotides. RefSeq names its product calcium-dependent phosphotriesterase. The record is from RefSeq and is a predicted model, not a curated record. Lineage: Eukaryota; Fungi; Basidiomycota; Agaricomycetes; Agaricales; Physalacriaceae. The transcript has 8 exons. The coding region runs from base 132 to 1409 and encodes 425 amino acids.
AUUGGACGAUACUCCAGUUAAAAAGCGCGUCCUAAUUGCACCCGACUUUACGUCGAACGCGGACUCGGACGCACGGUACUCGGAAAGAGAUCCGGAUAAAGCCCGAUCAUGAGGCAAGGCAAAGACCGUACAUGUGCUUGACCUCGAAGAAGGCCAUGGGAGAGUCGCCCAAACCCACCAGUAAAGAAUCCACAUCCAUGCCUUUCAUGCCCUAUCUCGUCGUCGCCCUGGUGGCCCUGGUGGCCUUUGCCUGGGCCAAAAUGUUCCCCGGUGGUAUGCCAGAUCUCCGUUUACCCCCUCAAUCCGUCCUUGUCGACCCACGUUCGGUGGCUACUUUGGGCGCCAAUGCAUCUUUCCGCGAAGACUCCUUUGACUCUCAUUUCAAUCCUACGAAUACUACCCCUCCAUUUUUCCAAGUGUUCGACCGUUCGUUCCUGGCAAUUUUAGGUUCAUCUCCAUCCAUUCAUGAGGUUGCUUCCAAUGAUACUUUUGCCUUUGCACACGAGGCACCUAUCUAUGAUCCUUCCUCGGAUGAAGUGUUUUUUGCUAGCAACGACGGUGGCCUGUUGGGCAUGAGCGACUUGGAACACAACAAUCAAAUCUCGAAAUUAAGCCUCUCUGCAGCAGAGGCCGUGAAAGGGUCUUCUUCUGUACCAAUCACUCCACUUAUCCUCCCGGAUACAAUCCAAAUGACUAACGGGGGAACUGGGCCUUAUAAGUCUUCCCUCCUUCUGAUCACAUCAGGUCGAGGUCCGCUUCCUCCUUCAAUAGCCCUUGUCAAUCCCCGUCCACCCCAUAACGUCACUGUUCUCCUCGACAACUAUUUUGGUCGUCAAUUCAAUUCUCUGAAUGAUAUCAAAGUCCAUCCGAGUGGGAAGAUAUUCUUUACUGAUGUGAUAUAUGGGUUCCUCAACCGCUUUCGGCCUGCUCCUCAAAUGCCGAGCCAGGUGUAUCGAUUUGAUCCUGUCACUGGAGUUGUUCGUGUCGUGGCAGAUGGGUUUGACAAGUGUAACGGGUUGGCGUUUUCAGGAGACGGCAAGACAGCAUAUAUCACAGACACGGGAGCUACAAACGGAUUCCUCGGAAAUAAUCAAACGGAGCCCGCUACCAUUUACGCCUUUGAUGUAGAUCCGAAAACUCAUGCCUUCAAGAACCGACGCGUCUUUGCAUAUGUGGACUCGGGCGUUCCUGAUGGGAUCCAAGUUGAUACCGACGGCAACGUAUACUCCGGUUGUGGCGAUGGGGUGCAAGCAUGGAACAACGAAGGAACUCUACUCGGGAAAUUCUUCUUAGGAAUGACUUCAGCUAAUAUGGUCUUUGCGGGCAAUGGUAGACUUGUUAUUCUUGCUGAGACCAAGGUUUUCCUUGCCAAGAUUGCGGCUAAAGGUGUUCCCCUCGGUGGUCCUUGAUUUCGUUAUCAAGGGUUACAAUCUUAUGGCUUCCUACUAUGAAUGUCUUAUGACCUGUACUUUUACGCGCUGCUGGUCUUUUAUGUAUCAGCCUUUUGGAAAUUCAGGCGCGACAAAUGAUUGUACCCCACACUGUGCCGCUUCAACCUUGAUGCUUAUCAUUUCUCCACAACUUGUAAAGCUGGAAAGAUGUCGAACUACAUCGAUUUGCCGGUUUGUUUUUCGUUCCUUCGUUGAGCAGACUGGCCGAUAGAGACGCAUUUUUUCCGUAUCAUUAAGACUGAAAUGUACAUGCUAGUGCACCUGCAUCAGCGUCAUCGGGGACCAAGGCUUAAAGUUUGUGCAGUGGUCGGCUGACCGGCACGCCCUUCUAUUGGCUGGCUGUCGGUCACCAGGACACUUUCUGGGCGUUUUUUGCGGCAAAAGAGC